Messenger RNA from Hymenoscyphus albidus, 1752 nucleotides. The record is from the annotation of a GenBank genome assembly. NCBI's taxonomy places the organism in Eukaryota, Fungi, Ascomycota, Leotiomycetes, Helotiales, Helotiaceae.
CAGGUGAUUUGUUUCCUUGUACGAUACGAGUGGAGUAUUGUACUUCAUUAGGUACUCGACCAUGAUGUAAGUUCUGAGGCCCUUCAAGUACGGGCUUCGUUGACAAUCCCAAAACCUGGUUAGUCCAACUGAAGAUUGACCGGGGAAUUCGGAUCCGGUCCAUGUGACUCCGACUUCGGCAGCCCGACCGGCGUCAUAUCACCGAGCCUCGGUUCGAUAAGUCUUAAUUUACUCCACCAUUUCGUAACCCAAGUUCUUGUCCCUGAACAAAAAGGGGAACCAGUCUUGUUCUUCUUGAGUUUACCGAUACAAAAAUACCUCUUCUUCUAGACGAUUUGUUCUCCUCUUUGCAGAAUCAGAUCAUCUCAAAUCUCGUUAUCAGCACAAACGCUUCGUCCAAGAACAUUCCUCUUACCCCCCUUCUGAGACAAUGGCGGAUCGAAGAACCCUCGUUAGACCACCUCCUCUAGAUCCAUCCAAAUCAGCAAUUGAAAAUGUCUUGGAACUCACGGAACUCAAGCAAAUUGGACCUGUAAGUUUCUCUGCCUUUAGUCUAGGCGAAACUACUCGAAGGUGUCAGCCCCCAUUCCCCGACAUGUGCUGACUUCUUCUCAUAGGAUAUGUUCACCAAUACCCGCCCUCUAUGGCACCCACCCGGAGCUCGUGGAAUAUAUGGAGGAGCAGUAAUAGCGCAAUGUCUAGCAGCAGGCCAACGAACCGUCCCAGAGAAUUUCACAGUUCACAGCAUGCACUGCUAUUUCGUCCUAGCCGGAGACGCAACGAUACCAGUCAUGUACUACGUUGAGCACGUUCGCGAAGGCCGAUCCUUUGCUACACGUACGGUUCAGGCUCGACAGCGGGGGAUGGCCAUAUUUACAACUACAAUGUCAUUUACGAGGGAGGAUAGCGGAGGACAUAAGACGGUGGAGCAUGCCGUGCCUCUGCCCGGAAAGCAUCUCCCUCCCCCAGACGUCGAGGAUGAAGAUUUGGAUGGAAAUUCGCCUUUCAUGUGUCGUCGGAUUGAUAUGUUGAAUAAGGAUAGCAAGGAUGUCUAUACGAAGCGACCGAGACAGUGGAUCAAAGCCCGAGGUAGGAUUAGUGAGGCUGGAGGUCACCAAGCGCAUCUGAGCGCUCUAGCAUACAUGUCAGAUUCCUACUUUAUCGGGACCGUCUCGCGGAUUAAUAACCUGUGGCGAUUUGGAGAGUCUCCCGAAGGUACAGAUCUAACCCCUGCAAUGGAACAGAGAAAGAGGUAUCUGCAGAAAUGGAAGGUAUCCGAGGGACUGCACCCAGACGCUCAGAAAGCGGAUGGUCAGCCUGAGGUGGGAAUGAUGGUUUCCUUGGAUCACAGUAUCUAUUUCCAUGAGCCACGAAACUUUAGGGCGGAUGAGUGGAUGUACUCUGAGAUGACGAGUCCGUGGAGUGGAAAGGGAAGAGGGGUUGUGCAGCAGCAUAUGUUUUCUGCUGAUGGGACUUUGAUUGCGACUUGUUUCCAAGAGGUAUGUUUUUAUUUGUCUUAUUUGCGCUUGUGACUUUGACUAUGAACAAACGAUGCUAACUGUUUGCAGGGCGUAGUGAGAUUAAAAGAAGAUAAGAAGGCGACACCACCCGCUUCCAAGUUAUGAUCUGAGAAGGGGAACAAAGUGUAUCUGGCUAGAAAUUUAUAUGGGAUUUUUGGUUUUCUUAUUUCCUCCCUUUCUAUACCUUGCGAAAUUGGACUCAAGUAAUUACAAUACAAGUUUUUAAUCAGUG